UCUGAACGCUACCGCUGACACUACUGAGCUAUCUCGCCCUCACUGUGUUUGUCGCGCAGGUUCGGAGGGAACAUGGCGGGUCUGGAGGUGUUGUUCACCUGUGUCUCCGGCGACAUCAGCUGCCCGCAGGACGCGGCGGUGUGCUUCGUCCACUGGGAGAUGAUAAAGAGCGGACUGCGGUGCGUCGGCUGCGGAGAUGUGCCCCUCAGCACUGAUAAGAGAUCCGAGCUUCUUCCUGCUGACUGGAGCAGCAACAAGGAGCUGUACAGUCUGAGAUACCAACCCAGCGACACUGACACACAACUGUUGCUCAAAGCCAUCACUGUUGACUCCAGCUUGAUCUUCAACCUGAUGAACUCCAGCACGCAGCAGGUGUCCGACCUCACGGUGAACGUCAGCGAUCACGUGGACGCUGACCAGCUGCACACGUUUGACAGUGUCUACAAAGACACAGACAGUCUGUCAGAGAAGGUGAAGACUCAGCUGCUGCCACCUCAGGACAGACCGAUGGGACAGAGGACAGAGAGGAAGAGCCGGAGGGAGGAAGAGGAUGACAGAAGAAGAAGAGAGAGCGAGCCCCUCCACAUGCCCAGCAGACAUCCUCGCCAGGGAACACAGCCGCACUGGCCUGACCCCAUGGCUCCUCCCUUCGCUGUUGGAGGAGCAGAUCUGGAUCCCUUUGGGUCUCGUGGCGGUGGCGGGAUGAUUCUCGACCCGUUGAGGUCGGGGUAUCCUCGCUCUGGUUUUGACCCGUCCAGCGGCAUCCCAGACAUUCUGCCUCCCGGGGCCGUUCCCCAAGGAGCUCGCUUCGACCCGUUUGGACCAGUCGGACAACGCAGAGCAGGGCCGGACCCGGACCACCUGCCUCCUCCUGGUUAUGACGACAUGUUCAUGUAGCAGAUGUUUCCUGCUCUUCUUCUCUCGUGCUCGUCUUCAUCUCCUCCGGGUUUGAAAGAAAACCUUUUCCUUUUUGUUUUGUGAUGUGUUCCUUCCAUAGAACUAAUGUGUUUAGAACUUCCGUGGAAGAACGCUGAAGAUCCGUCUUCAUGAUGUGUUUAAUAAUAGUAACAUCAUAAACGAUCAUAACCUUUUUUUUUGUCUUGACGUCUGAACUUUUUUUUUUUCUCAGAGAUAUUUUGACAACCUGUUAAAACAUGUUAAUUAUCAGUCUUUCAGAGUAAAACCUUCUCAGUGUCUAACGAAUGAUUCUCAUCACAAUAAAGCACAUCUCAUAUUUGUAAUUUAUUCAUGAGGUCGUUUUCUUGAGCUUGUGUUUUGGAAACUUGUUAGAAAAGAUUGAAACCUGGUUCUGAUUAAGUUCUUCAGUUUGGAUUGUUGUUAAUUUAAAAACAAGGAUGACAGAUCUUGUGUCAAAAUGCCUGAAUAAAAAUCUCAGACUUUA
Molecule: messenger RNA, 1402 nt
Organism: Platichthys flesus (European flounder)
Lineage: Eukaryota; Metazoa; Chordata; Actinopteri; Pleuronectiformes; Pleuronectidae
Gene: psmf1
Product: proteasome inhibitor subunit 1
Exons: 7
Coding region: 73-897 (274 amino acids)
Biological process (GO): proteasome-mediated ubiquitin-dependent protein catabolic process
Molecular function (GO): proteasome binding; endopeptidase inhibitor activity
Source: RefSeq, a predicted model, not a curated record